Prorocentrum cordatum is the source of this 576-nucleotide messenger RNA. NCBI's taxonomy places the organism in Eukaryota, Dinophyceae, Prorocentrales, Prorocentraceae. The record is from the annotation of a GenBank genome assembly.
AUGUCCGCCGAGGUCUGGACGAACGGCAGGCGGUACGCGGGCCAGUGGAAGAACGCGAAGAUGCACGGUCGCGGCUGCUACACCUUCGCGACUGGUUGCGUCUACGAGGGCGAGUACCGGGACGACCUCAAGAGCGGCAAGGGCGUGUUCACUUGGCCCGAUGGCCACCAGUAUGAGGGCGAGUGGCGCGGCGGCAGGCAGCACGGCUCCGGCACCAUGACGUGGCCGGCGAGGGGAGGCGCGCCGGCGAAGGCCGAGUCCGGCAAGUGGGUCAACGGCCGUCGCAUCAUGGAGGGGGCGCCCUACAUGUCGCCCGAGCCGUCCGUCGCAGGGUCGAUGACGGGCCGGACUCGGGAGGCCCGCGGGGACGGCUCUGAGACCAAGAGCGUCGUGUCCCCCUCGCAGACUGGCGAGACCGGGUCCUUCCACUCCGUCCUGGAAGUGCUGGACGACCCCGAGGUGGGCAUCGAGUCGGCGGUGCGCCGCACACCGGGCGCCGACGCGCCCGGCGCGGGCGCGCAGGAGGGCAGCUGGCGCCUGUUGAGUCGGCUCUUUCCGAGGUCGAGCGCGGCGUGA